GGUUCUGAAUUUCUGAUUGUCACGCUAAACAUACAGUUGUUGGAUAGUCAACAGCUAGAGUGUAACUCCCACUUGUGUAAUCUGAAUACUAGCAUUGAAUACCUAACCGGUCGGGUCCGUAAAUUUUGGAAUUAGAUGCUAGCCAGUGAACAAGAAUAGCGUCGAAAUGAAGGCUCUCUUUUCCGCAUUAAUUAUUCUUUACGCAUUAAGUGGAAUUCAAACUCUUAAAAUUCUGAGUGUGUUUAGUUUCUGCGCUUACAGCCACUACACUUUGGGUUCUAAAAUUUCUGAAGAAUUGGCAAACAGGGGACAUAGCGUAACGUUCAUCAAUUGCUUUCCAAAGGGCGAAAGGAUUAAGAACCUGAAAGAAAUUUCUGUUGAUGGUUGCAAACCAAAAGUUGCAGAAUUCGUGUUAAAGUUAGAAGAAUUUGGGAAGUAUUCCUAUUUAGGCCAAUUAGAUUUCGUCAACAAACUGGGCCUCGUUUACACAGAUGAGGUUUUUAAAAUAGAAGAAGUGAAGAAACUAGUCAAUUCAAAUGAGAAGUUCGACGUAAUUAUAAUGGAACAUUUUCUUAACGAUGCCAUGGCUGUAUUCCAACACGUUUUCGACAGCCCUUUGAUAUAUUUAGCUCCCGGGCCCAUGACAAUGUUAAACAAUCAUCUAGUCGGAAACAUAGCGCCUCCUUCCUUUGUACCCAACCUUCUAACCGAUUACAAUACAAAAAUGAAUUUUUGGCAACGGCUUCGCAACACUUACUAUCACAUAGUGGGCGAAUUGUUUGUUAAUUUUAAAUUAUUACCAGCCCAUAAUAAGUUAAUGAAAAAACAUUUCCCAGAUGCACCCGAAUUAUCCACUUUAGCAUCAAAUGGUAGUCUUGUGCUGCUAUCUACCCACGUAAGUAUGUCUGACCCUGUCCCCCUUCAACAAAAUAUUGUACCAAUCGGCGGUUAUCACGUGUCCCCCCCGAAACCCCUGCCUGGCAAUAUCAAAAGGUUUUUAGACGAAUCUAAAGAAGGCGUUGUUUUAUUUUCCAUGGGAUCAAAUCUGAAAAGUUCCAACUUCAAACCGGAAACGAGGAGAGCCUUGCUGAAUGCGUUCUCGAAAAUAAAGCAGAAAGUAUUAUGGAAAUUCGAAACAGAUCUGCCAGAAAAACCCGACAAUGUAAUGAUAAUGGAUUGGUUACCGCAAAACGACGUUAUGGCUCAUCCUAAUGUUGUGGCUUUUAUAUCACACGGAGGACUUCUAGGUUGUACGGAAGCCGUUUAUCACGGUGUACCCAUAUUGGGACUACCGGUUUUUUGGGAUCAAGUGAAAAACAUUGAAGAUGGAGUUCGAAACGGCUUUGCACUCAAGUUGAACUUGAAUGAUUUAACCGAAGAAUCCUUCACCAAAACCUUAAAUGAAAUUCUAAACAAUCCUAGUUACAGGAUAAAUGCUAAACAACGUUCAAGGAUUAUGCGCGAUAGACCAGUAAAGCAGAUGGAUGAAGCCAUAUUUUGGAUUGAAUACGUUGCGAGGCAUAAGGGUGCUUUACAUCUUCAAUCUGAAGCUAUUCACCUUCGGUGGUAUCAGAUAUAUUAUGUGGACAUUAUUUUAUUCAUUAGCGCAAUUUUAGCCUCUUUGAUUACGCUACUAAAUAUUUUUAAAAAUCUACUGUUUAGAAGUACUGCUAAUAAAAUAAAAACCAAUUAAGGCGUGUCUGUUAGUUAUUAUUAAUUAUAUAACUAUUAUC
Phyllotreta striolata is the source of this 1733-nucleotide messenger RNA. NCBI's taxonomy places the organism in Eukaryota, Metazoa, Arthropoda, Insecta, Coleoptera, Chrysomelidae. The record is from the annotation of a GenBank genome assembly.